AGGAUUCCAGAUGUGGACAUCAUCCCUGUCAGGUCAGUCAAACCUUCCGAGUGGACAGGAGAUAUCUAGCAUGUUACCUUUCGCCCUUGGUCUGUUUUUAUUGCCGCUCUGCGGUGCGGUCUACAAGGGACCUUUGCUCCCUGAAAUGUCCAACGGGACUUUUCACCACUUUUUCGUCCCGGACGGUGAUUACGAGGAGACCGAAGACCCGGAGAAAUGUCAGAUGCUCUUUAAAUGGAUCGACCGCAGACCGUGUCCUCUGGAGGAAGACCAGGACUCGGUCAUACGAGAGGAUUUCAUCAUCAUUAAACAACAGAUAGAAGACGCAGCGCGCGUUCUGGAGAGCCUCGGGAAGAGCAUUUCCUACGACCUGGACGGCGAGGACAGUUAUGGGAAAUACCUGAAGAAGGAGAUCGUGCAAAUCAACGAGGCUUUUACAAACGUAGAGAAAUCUCUUCUGGAGCUGGAGACGAAAUUCAAGCAAAGCCAGGAUACCGAGCAAAAAGAGGAGAAUGAGUUCACCAAUAACUUUAUCAACCCCAUGUAUAAUGUGAGGGACACUCUACAGGAAACUCUGGACAUCUCGUCUGGACUCAAGGAUAAACAUGAACUCAUCUCUCUGAUCAUUCGGAGUCAUGGAUCCAGGUUAAGCCGGCUUAAAAAUGACUACCUGAAUGUUUAGAGUCACAGACAUUCUGGACAGACUACAGUCCAAGUUGGAUUGUUAUUCUGAAGUGUGUUAAACGUUGGAUCUCCAAAAUUUCCCAAAGCAUGUAACUCUUUGGUGGUUUUGAGUACUAAAGGCUCAUUCACUCUUAAAAAUAAAGAGCAGAGAACCAGGAUU
Messenger RNA from Sinocyclocheilus anshuiensis, 844 nucleotides. RefSeq names its product fin bud initiation factor homolog. NCBI's taxonomy places the organism in Eukaryota, Metazoa, Chordata, Actinopteri, Cypriniformes, Cyprinidae. The transcript has a single exon. The record is from RefSeq and is a predicted model, not a curated record. The coding region runs from base 11 to 682 and encodes 223 amino acids.